This is a messenger RNA of Lacerta agilis (Sand lizard), 5934 nucleotides long. RefSeq names its product collagen type XXVII alpha 1 chain (gene COL27A1). The transcript is spliced from 61 exons. Bases 80 to 5377 code for a protein of 1765 amino acids. Gene Ontology annotation, molecular function: extracellular matrix structural constituent. NCBI's taxonomy places the organism in Eukaryota, Metazoa, Chordata, Lepidosauria, Squamata, Lacertidae. The record is from RefSeq and is a predicted model, not a curated record.
CGGGGGGUUCGAGGGGAAAAGGAUGCGCCCCCAAGGCAGCUUUCUGAGGGAUCGCAGCGAAACAAUGCACUAAAACGUGAUGAAGCUGGAAUUAGCACCGCUCUCCAAACUCAAAGCAGCGGCGGCCGCAGCAGCAGCAGCAGCGAGCAGGGGGGGAUUCCCUUUUUUCUGGACCGUUUUCUAUUUCACCUGUUUCCUAGGAUUCACACAGGGAGGUCCUGAAGAUGUGGACAUUCUUCAGAGACUGGGCUUGGUGGGUCCAAGGCUGCCUGGCUCCUCAUCACGCUCUGUUCCUCAGGGAUUCAUCCCCUUCAAGUCAGGGGUCAUCUUCACCCAGCGAGCACGCAUCGAGGUGCCCGUCAGCAGGGUUAUUCCCGCCAAGCUUGGCACGGACUUGGCUUUAGUGUUGAGUUUGUGCUCCCACCGAGUCAACAGUGCUUUUUUAUUCACUGUCAAGAGCAAAAAGAAAAAGCUGCAGCUAGGGGUCCAGUUCAUCCCUGGGAAGGUCAUAGUCUACGUAGGUCACAAACGCUCUGUUUAUUUUGAUUAUAACAUCCAUGACGGACAAUGGCACAAUUUGGCCAUCAACAUCCAAGGCCAGGUAGUCACUCUGUUUACUUAUUGUGGGAAGCAAAGCGUGCAUGCAGAUUUGCACCAUAAAAAGGACGAGGCUUUGGAUCCAGAGGGGUCAUUCCUUUUAGGGAAGCUCAACCAGCACUCAGUACAGUUUGAAGGUGCCCUUUGCCAGUUUGAUAUUUAUCCUUCUGCCAAGGCAGCUCAUAAUUACUGCAAGUACCUGAAAAAGCAAUGCAGGCAUACAGAUACUUACCGGCCAAAUCUUCCACCUCUUGUCCCGCUACUUCCCAAUGACCCAAGAGCUUCUGAAAUGACUCCCUUGCAAACGGAACUUCUUCUGGGCUUGAAGAAUCUGACCACUGUGAUUCCUCCAUCACCACUCUUCAAGUCCACCCCUCCCCAGAGGAACAGGAGGUUGAUGGCAGCACCCACCACCACCAUUGUGCCAAUGAAGCUGCCAGCUCUGCGGCCGACCAUCAAAGCCACCAAGACCCUUGUGUCAACCUCUCCUGCCUUGCCCAACACUGAAGCACAGGUUCCAGUCCACAUGUUCCACCAGGCCACCACGGAAGGCCAUUGGCUCUCUAGAGUUGCUCCCCGGACAACCACCGUUGCCCUCAGGGUGCCUCAUGCCACUUCCAGUUUGGGUUCAGAGAAAUCUCGUUUGCCCACCAGGAAGAAUGAUUUUCCUGCCUCUCCCUACACAGCCACAAGCCCCACUGCAGGGACAAAAAAGAAGGAGAUGGGCAAAGUGACCAAAAAGAUGACCAGCCAAAGCCAAACCAUCAGGUCUCCAGCAGCAAACACCACAAAGCCAAUGAUGGAGAAGACAGUGGAUCCUCCUGGCAGUCUCCACCCCGUGACCCUGAAGCACAAGCCUGGGAGUGUAACUAAGAGCCCUGCACCAAAGAAAACGACUCUGCUGGGACUGAAGAAGCCGGAUCUGACCAUCACUACUGUCCCAGAUGCCAAACCAAUUCAAGGAGCUCAUUAUCCUGUCCUCAGAGCAAAUGUGCAGAAUGUUAAUUUUGCAACCCCUGCUGCCACAGAUGGGUAUCAGCUGUUUGACCCUAUUGGGCCCACUCUCUUUCCGUUUGUUAUGGGGCUUCCCGGACUGAAAGGAGACCUUGGUCCUCCGGGCCUCCCAGGUCUGCCCGGUUUACCAGGACCUCCUGGCAAGCGAGGCCCACGGGGUCCUCCUGGCCCUCAUGGGAAUCCUGGCCGGCCUGGUCCACCUGGCUCUAAGGGCCAAAAAGGUGAUCCUGGACUAUCUCCCGGAAAAGCAUGGAAUGGUCAGAAGGGUGAUGUAGGCUUACCGGGGUUGACAGGGUUUCCUGGAUCACCUGGUAGAAAGGGACAGAAAGGAUAUCCAGGACCACCGGGUCAUCCUGGAGACCAGGGUGAACGAGGAUCUGACGGGAACCCAGGUGCCAAAGGUUAUCCUGGCAGGCAGGGUUUACCUGGACCUAUAGGAGAACCUGGUCCAAAAGGCAGCCGGGGGUACAUUGGACUGCCAGGAUUAUUUGGGCUGCCCGGUGCUGACGGAGAACGAGGAAUCCCCGGAGUUCCUGGGAAGAGGGGCAAGAUGGGUAGGCCGGGCUUUCCUGGUGAUCUUGGAGAACGAGGACCUCCGGGCAUUGAUGGCAACCCAGGAGACGUGGGAGCCCCGGGUCCUCCUGGAGUUCACGGACUCAUUGGCGAUAUGGGUGCAGUUGGACCUUUAGGUUUUCCAGGACCAAAAGGAUUAAAGGGGCUGAUGGGAAAUCCUGGAGAGAGUGGACUGAAAGGUGAUAAGGGUGAUCAGGGAGUGCCUGGUGUGCCAGGAGACGUUGGAUUCCAAGGAGACAAGGGUAGCCAAGGUUCGCCAGGAAUGCCAGGUGCCCGAGGAAAGCCAGGACCUGCUGGGAAGAUCGGUGACAAAGGUCCAGUUGGAAUUCCAGGAUCACCUGGCCCUGAGGGCUUUCCAGGUGACAUUGGCCCACCAGGACAAAAUGGCCCCGAAGGCAUUAAGGGAAAACCAGGAGCACGUGGGUUACCUGGCCCCAGGGGACUACCUGGCCAAGAGGGUGAUGAAGGACCAGUGGGACCACCUGGCAUCCCAGGGGCAGAGGGUCCACUUGGCAGGAAAGGAUUUCCAGGCAGACCAGGCCCUGAUGGCGUAAAGGGUGAACCAGGGAAUCCAGGGCGACCAGGAAAAGUUGGUGAUCAGGGCCUGAUGGGGUUCAUUGGUCCAGUAGGAGAGCCUGGAAUAGUCGGGGACAAGGGGGACCGGGGUGCAGUAGGACCUCCUGGACCACCGGGUGUCAAGGGAUCGAUGGGGCACCCUGGAAUACCUGGAGCAAUUGGUGAACCAGGGCCCCCUGGACAGCCUGGUCCUGCUGGAGUUCGUGGAUCCCCAGGAUCAAGAGGUUCAAAAGGUCGCCGGGGUGCUCGAGGUCUUGAUGGACUAGUGGGUGAACCAGGGCCGCAAGGUGCUAAGGGCCUUCCAGGAAAUCCAGGGAAACAGGGACCAGAUGGGCAGCAGGGAAAGAUAGGAGAGACUGGUGAGAUGGGAUCUCGUGGCUUCCCUGGUAUCCAAGGACCUUCUGGACCCCAAGGAGCUAAAGGGCCUUCAGGAGACCCGGGACCUCAGGGAGCUCAAGGUCCACCUGGGCCUUUGGGAGAAAUUGGACACAAGGGACCUCCUGGCCUGGCCGGGCAGCCUGGACUUCCAGGUGAAGCAGGCAUGAAGGGUGAUCUUGGACCUCUUGGGAUUCCAGGAGAACAAGGCCUCAUUGGCCAACGCGGCGAUCUGGGCCUUGAAGGUGACAGCGGCCCUCUAGGGCCAGAUGGGCUAAAGGGAGACAAAGGAGAACCAGGCCUAGAAGGAGGAACAGGAGACAAAGGGCAGGAAGGCAUCAAAGGAAAAGAAGGACCUCCCGGAUACCCUGGGCCCACAGGCGUUCGAGGACCAGAAGGAAAACCAGGCCAACAAGGGGAGAAGGGGAAAACCGGACUAAAGGGCAGCAAAGGUCACCAGGGGCAACUUGGAGAGACUGGCCCACCAGGGAAGAUGGGUUUGAAGGGGACUCAAGGUCCCAAAGGAUCCAGAGGAACCAUGGGAGCGAUGGGUUCUCCAGGUCGGAUGGGGGCUCCAGGGCACCCUGGCUUAAAGGGCUAUCAGGGGCACACAGGAGCAACAGGCCCAAUCGGGCCACCUGGACCCAAAGGUGAAAAGGGUGAACAAGGUGAUGAUGGGAAGGUGGAGGGGCCUCCUGGACCACCUGGAGACAGGGGCCCAGUUGGUGAUAGAGGAGAUCGUGGGAAGCCUGGAGACCCUGGUUAUCCUGGCCAAGAGGGUAUUGAUGGAGAAAGAGGAAAACCUGGACAGCAAGGCUUACCAGGGCAUCCAGGACCACCAGGUCAACCAGGGCUGAAAGGAUUCAAGGGCAAUCCGGGGCAGAAAGGAAAGCAAGGGCUUGGGGGUGCCCCAGGCAGCAGAGGCUUGCCGGGUCUUGUGGGAUUACCAGGUCCAAGAGGAGUGGUUGGAAGGCAGGGUCAAGAGGGCACCCCUGGAAUUGAUGGGAUUCCUGGCAAAGACGGCCACUUUGGACAAAAGGGAGAACAGGGUGAAGAUGGAGAGGAAGGCACCCCAGGAAUGUUGGGGAAAAGAGGGAAUCCUGGUGUCCUUGGUCUUCCAGGAGCUCAGGGCCCCCCAGGAUUGAAGGGAGAACAGGGGUUGCCUGGGCAGGCUGGCCCUUUAGGGAAACGAGGCCACCAAGGUGGGAUGGGACUUCCUGGACCCCCUGGUGAGACAGGACCAAAGGGGCAGCUGGGAGACUUCGGUGAAUCAGGAUUUCCAGGGAUUGCUGGGCUGUUUGGGCCAAAGGGACCCCCUGGAGAUACCGGGUUCAAAGGAAUCCAGGGCCCCAAGGGUCCUCAGGGCCUCAUGGGGAAAGAAGGCGUUAUUGGCCCACUUGGGAUUAGGGGUCCAACAGGAAGCCCUGGCCCCAAAGGAGACAAAGGAAGUCAUGGUGAAACGGGAUUGCAGGGUCCUAAGGGUCCCCCAGGACCUCGAGGACCCCCUGGACCUCCGGGUCCCCCAGGAAUGCUGGCUACAUUGCAGCAAGAUGGGUUUGGUGCAGCUUUCCAAACAGUGAUGAGUUCCAGCACUGUGUUCAAGUCUGAGAGCUAUCAACAUUCAGACCUUCCAGUGAUGGACCAGGGAGGGGAGAUCUUUAAGACUCUGCACUACCUCAGCACCCUCAUCCAGAGCAUCAAGAGACCCCUUGGAACCAAGGAGAACCCUGCGCGCAUCUGUAGAGAUCUCAUGAACUGUGAACAGAAGAUGCAGGAUGGAACGUACUGGAUUGACCCAAAUCUGGGCUGUUCUUCAGAUAGUAUUCAAGUCACCUGUAACUUCACCCAAGGGGGACAGACUUGUCUCAGCCCCAUCACUGCCUCAAAGCUUGACUUUGACAUCGGAAGAGUGCAGCUGAAUUUCCUGCACCUCCUGAGCACCGAGGUCAUCCAGAACAUCACCAUCCACUGCCUGAACACCUCCGUGUGGCAGGAAAGGCCAUCAAGGAAAGCUGUGCAUUUCAAGGCCUGGAAUGGACAGAUCUUUGAAGCUGGAGGACAGUUCACACCUGAUGUAGUGGUGAACGACUGCAAGAUUCAAGAUGGACACUGGCACAGGACACUCUUUACCUUCCGGACACAAGACCUGCAACAGCUGCCAAUUACCAACAUCUACAACCUCCCGCCAUCCGAGCCAGGGAAGCAGCACCUCCUCGAGGUUGGGCCCAUGUGCUUCCUCUAAAAGGCAGCCUCUGUGGCACUUCAGGCUCAUUCGUUUUGGAGAUGCUGUCUCUUUGAGCAGGGCCUGUUGGCCGCCCCUGUACCUCUCUACCAGCCUUGAGAGCUAGGCCUUUAGCGUUUGGACUCUGCCAAGUCAUAAGGAACCUUUGGCCCGUCAGACCGCUGCUCUCCGGGAUGGGGAGAGGAGGAGAGUGCUGUGGCUUCAGCAAAGACACAACUUAAUUAGUGGAACUUCAGAAGCUGAAGUAGGAGGCCAGUUGACCUAAGCAGUUCUACGCCCAAAGAUUCCCCCUCCCUCCCUCCCUCACCACACCUUCAGCCAAAGAAACUGUAUGCAAUAUAUCUCACAGAGAAACCCGGAUUAUCCCGCCAAGCCACCGUACUACCAAAUGUGGCUGUCCAGAGACGUGAUGCUAGCAGGCAGGGCUUUUUGAAAGGAGACAGGAAGGAGUCUGGGGGAGACAGCUUUGCAAACUUGUAUUUGUCUGCUUGUUGUUCCGGAACAGGAAGCAUUCUUACGUGCAAUAUUAGAGAGAGAGAGAGAGAGAAAGAAAGAAA